AUGGGAGAGGAGAACCGCACCUCUGUGACAGAAUUCAUCUUCCUGGGCCUCUCACAGGACCCACACACCCAGCUCCUCCUCUUCUUCCUCUUCCUGGCCAUCUACCUGCUCACCGUGCUGGGGAACCUGCUGAUCAUUGUGCUCAUCCACGUGGACUCCAGGCUCCACACACCCAUGUACUUUUUCCUCAGAAACCUGUCCUUUGCUGAUCUCUGCUUUUCCACCACCACAGUCCCCCAGGUGCUGGUCCACUUCCUGGUAAAGAGAAAGACCAUUUCCUUGGCUGGAUGCUCAACACAGAUAGUGGUCUUACUCCUGGUUGGCUGUACAGAGUGUGCACUCCUAGCUGUGAUGUCCUACGACCGGUACGUGGCUGUCUGCAAACCGCUGCACUACUCCACCAUCAUGACACACGGGGUUUGUGUCCAGCUGGCUGCUGGGUCCUGGGCCAGUGGAGCAUUUGUGUCUCUGGUGGACACCACGUUCACAUUGCGUCUUCCUUACCGAGGAAACAACAUCAUAAACCAUUUUUUCUGUGAACCACCUGCCCUCCUGAAGCUGGCUUCAGCAGACACUUACAGCACAGAAAUGGCCAUCUUUGCAAUGGGUGUGGUCAUACUCCUGGCACCUGUCUCCCUCAUCCUCAUCUCCUACUGGAAUAUCAUCUCCACCGUGAUCCAGAUGCAGUCUGGAGAGGGGAGGCUCAAGGUCUUCUCCACCUGUGGGUCUCAUCUCAUUGUCGUUGUUUUCUUCUAUGGCUCAGCAAUAUUUGCCUACAUGAGACCAAAUUCCAAGAUAAUGAAUGAAGGGGACAAAAUGAUUUCUGUGUUUUACUCAGCAGUGACUCCCAUGCUAAACCCCAUCAUUUAUAGCCUGAGGAACAAGGAUGUCAAAGGGGCUCUUAGGAGAAUAACAAUGAUAUAA
This is a messenger RNA of Jaculus jaculus (lesser Egyptian jerboa), 924 nucleotides long. RefSeq names its product olfactory receptor 2D3-like. The record is from RefSeq and is a predicted model, not a curated record. The transcript has a single exon. The coding region runs from base 1 to 924 and encodes 307 amino acids. NCBI's taxonomy places the organism in Eukaryota, Metazoa, Chordata, Mammalia, Rodentia, Dipodidae. Gene Ontology annotation, cellular component: membrane. Gene Ontology annotation, biological process: G protein-coupled receptor signaling pathway. Gene Ontology annotation, molecular function: G protein-coupled receptor activity; olfactory receptor activity.